Messenger RNA from Myxozyma melibiosi, 2033 nucleotides. Its product is annotated as 6-phosphogluconate dehydrogenase. Lineage: Eukaryota; Fungi; Ascomycota; Lipomycetes; Lipomycetales; Lipomycetaceae. The record is from RefSeq and is a predicted model, not a curated record. The transcript has 4 exons. Gene Ontology annotation, cellular component: cytosol. The coding region runs from base 176 to 1708 and encodes 510 amino acids. Gene Ontology annotation, biological process: pentose-phosphate shunt, oxidative branch; pentose-phosphate shunt. Gene Ontology annotation, molecular function: phosphogluconate dehydrogenase (decarboxylating) activity; NADP binding.
CCAUCCGCAAUGUCUGCUCCUACGUACGUCUCUUCCUUGUUUCUUCUUCUUUUCUGCUUCCUGUCGAUUGCGAGGUGAUGCGGGGUGGCUUCUUCCUUAUCCCGCGUUCUUCCGGUCAGGCUGUUUUCUCUGCCAGAGAUUCAAGCAGAAGCAAUUGAGUUCUCUUUUUAUAAUAAUGAAGAUUGCUAACGUUUGGAGUGCUCGUCUUGCUGGCAUUGCUGGCGGACUGAUGCACACUUCUGAACCCAGUGGUGAUAUCGGUCUUAUCGGCUUGGCCGUCAUGGGCCAGAACCUGAUCCUCAACGCUGCUGAUCACGGCUACACUGUUGUUGCCUUCAACCGUACCGUCUCGAAGGUCGACCACUUCCUCGAGAACGAGGCCAAGGGCAAGAGCAUCAUUGGUGCCCACUCCAUUGAGGAGCUCUGCGCCAAGCUCAAGAAGCCCCGUCGUGUUAUCCUUCUCGUCAAGGCCGGCAAGGCUGUUGAUGACUUCAUUGACCUCUUGAUCCCCCACAUGGAGCCCGGUGACAUUAUCAUUGAUGGUGGUAACUCUCACUUCCCCGACUCCAACCGCCGCACCAAGGAGUUGGCCGAGAAGGGACUUCUCUUUGUUGGCUCUGGUGUGUCUGGUGGUGAGGAGGGUGCCCGCUACGGCCCCAGUUUGAUGCCCGGUGGAAACGAGAAGGCGUGGCCGGCUAUCAAGAACAUUUUCCAGGACAUUGCCGCCAAGACUGACGGUGAGCCGUGCUGCGACUGGGUUGGAGACGAGGGCGCUGGCCACUUUGUGAAGAUGGUCCACAACGGUAUUGAGUACGGUGACAUGCAGUUGAUUUGCGAGGCGUACGAUAUCCUUAAGCGCGGUGCUGGUUUCACCGACAAGGAGAUUGGAGAUGUUUUCGCCAAGUGGAACACUGGUGUUCUUGACUCUUUCUUGAUUGAGAUCACCCGUGAUAUUCUUUACUUCAACGAUGAGGACGGAACUCCUCUUGUUGAGAAGAUUAUGGACAGAGCCGGCCAGAAGGGAACUGGAAAGUGGACUGCCAUCAACGCGCUUGACCUCGGUAUGCCUGUCACUCUUAUCGGAGAGGCUGUGUUUGCUCGCUGCUUGUCUGCGAUCAAGGAGGAGCGUGUUGCUGCCUCGAAGGUUCUUCCCGGACCUACUCCCGCGUUCUCUGGUGACAAGCAGGAGUUUGUUGACCAGCUCGAGCAGGCUCUGUAUGCGUCCAAGAUUAUUUCGUACGCUCAGGGCUUCAUGUUGAUCAGAGAGGCUGGUAAGGAGUACGGCUGGACGCUCAACAACCCGGCUAUUGCUCUUAUGUGGAGAGGUGGCUGCAUUAUCCGCUCUGUUUUCUUGGGCGAGAUCACCCGUGCUUACCGCAAGAACCCCGAGCUCGAGAACCUGCUGUUUGACGACUUCUUCAAGUCUGCGAUCACCAAGGCCCAGGACUCGUGGCGCCAGAUUGUGUCGAAGGCUGUGUUGUGGGGAAUUCCCACCCCUGCUUUCACCACUGCGUUGUCGUUCUACGACGGCUACAGAUCUGCCCGUCUGCCCGCGAACUUGCUGCAGGCCCAGCGUGACUACUUUGGUGCGCACACCUUCCACGUUCUCCCCGAGUUCGUUUCGGAGAAGUACCCUGCCAACACCGACAUCCACAUCAACUGGACUGGCCGCGGUGGCAACGUGUCUGCCUCUACCUACCUUGCUUAAGUGAUUAGGCCGGAAUAGUGUGCUAGGAAGAAGUGAUUAGUGUUUAAUGUUAAGGCGAUGAAGCCGUCAAAAUGUAGUAGCUGAAAUUGAGAUUUUGGUUGAGUCAAAUUCUAAAUUUAUUUUCUAUUAAAAGAGAAAGUUCGGCGGGAUCCCCGAAGAUUUAUUAAAAAGGAGCCUGAAUCAGAUAAACAAGAAGAGUAAAUGGGUCCGAGGGUGUAAACAGUGACUAAAGAACAGAGAUAGAUGUGUAUAUAUAACUACAUAUAUAACUACAUAAUAUAUAACUACAUAUAGAUAUAGAACAGAUAUAGAAUAUAGACACAGU